Messenger RNA from Ilex paraguariensis (yerba mate), 2122 nucleotides. NCBI's taxonomy places the organism in Eukaryota, Viridiplantae, Streptophyta, Magnoliopsida, Aquifoliales, Aquifoliaceae. The record is from the annotation of a GenBank genome assembly.
CUCAUUUUCCGCACAAAACCAAUUCGGAAUUCAAACCAACCGACCCAUCCAUUUGAUCCUCCGUGUUGGUUCAGCUACUCGUUCACAAUCCCUAAUUUUCUCACAUACUCUCUCGUAUUCCUUCAUUUUUCUAAUCCAAUUUUUGUAGUUUUUCCUUCCUAGUUUCCCACAGAUUUUCUUUCGCUUUCUUCUCAUUCCGUUGAUGUCAGAACUUGUACAUUGAUUAUCUCACAUUCUUUUGAAAUUGAAGGUCGCAUUCAAGGUUUACGUCGCUUCUUCCUUUUUCGCACUGCUUUCAUUGAUUAUUAUCGAGAGCGUAAUUCAUUUAUUGUUCGUUGUUUUGUUCAUUAUGCUUGAUCAUCGUGUUAGCUUCAAAAUUUGCAUCUGGUAUUAUUUUUUAAGGAGUUCUUGAAAUUUUCUCACCCUUUAGAUGUUUACUAUUGCAUCUGUUCAAGGUUUCUAAGAUAUUUUGCUCAAAUAGUGCUCAAUUCAUGAACAAGAUUGUACCUUUGUGGUUCAAUAAAGUCUGGGAGCUUGAAUUCUCUGCACAACAGUUGUGUUGGGGUGGUCAAAAUUAGGGUUUGCGAGCAGAAUUUGUACUGUUGUGCAUUAGGGUCUGCUGUAGUUGUGUAUUGAUUCGAUUACAUUGCUUGAAUUUGUGGUACUUUAUUGUUAAUGGGAUCAUUUGGGGCAAAUUUGCUUGAUGGGAUUCAAGAAAUAUAGGAUUUGAGACUGGUAUUUCAUGGGGAACACAUGUGUAGGACCCAAUUUGGGGAACAAUGGGUUCUUACAGUCUGUCACAGCUGCAGUUUGGCGAACCCGACCACCAGAGAACACUCUCCCCCCUCCUAAUGAAGAAACCACCAGUAACAAAGAUGGAAAUGUGGCCAAUUUGGAAGAGUCAGCAAAAUCAUCUUCCCAGGCAUCUAAAGGAUCUGAACCUCCACUUGGUGUCCAAAGUACGCCGCCUACACCGAUUAAAAUAAGCAGUGAGGCUAAACCGGUUGAACGCAUGAAAUCGGUUAAGCCUCAGGUGAAAGAGGAGGGAAGCAAGCCUGUGGGAGCUGCAAAACAGAAUAAGCCUAAUCACAUUAAGCGUGUGUCGAGUGUGGGACUUCGAGUUGAAUCUGUACUGCAGGGGAAAACUGAUAAUUUGAAGGAGAUUUAUAGCUUAGGGAGAAAGCUCGGACAAGGACAGUUUGGGACAACAUUUUUAUGUGUGGAGAAGGCCACAGGGAAGGAGUUUGCUUGCAAGUCCAUAGCUAAGAGGAAGUUGACUACUGAAGAGGAUGUUGAGGAUGUUAGGAGGGAAAUUCAGAUAAUGCACCACUUGGCAGGGCACCCGAAUGUGAUAUCAAUUGUAGGUGCUUAUGAGGAUGCUGUUGCGGUUCAUGUUGUUAUGGAACUUUGUGCAGGUGGGGAGCUUUUUGAUAGGAUUAUACAGAGGGGCCAUUAUUCUGAAAGAAAGGCAGCUGAGCUUGCAAGGAUAAUAGUUGGUGUUGUGGAAGCAUGCCAUUCUUUAGGGGUUAUGCAUCGGGAUUUGAAGCCUGAGAAUUUUCUUUUUGUUGACAAGGAAGAGGAGUCACCACUUAAAACGAUUGACUUUGGGCUCUCAGUAUUCUUUAGGCCAGGUGAAACAUUCACUGAUGUGGUGGGAAGCCCUUAUUAUGUGGCUCCGGAAGUGUUGCGGAAACAUUAUGGUCAAGAAUGUGACGUUUGGAGUGCCGGGGUUAUCAUUUAUAUUUUGCUUAGUGGAGUCCCACCAUUUUGGGAUGAAACGGAGCAAGGAAUAUUUGAGCAAGUUUUAAAAGGUGAACUUGACUUCACCUCUGAACCAUGGCCAAGCAUAUCUGAAAGUGCAAAAGAUCUGGUUAGAAGAAUGCUUGUAAGAGACCCCAAAAAGCGUCUGACAGCCCAUGAAGUACUUUGUAAGUACCCUCUGCUAUAUUAUCUGAUCUUUUUUGUCUGUGGACAUCAACCGUUUACACUAACCCAUAUUUUACUUCAGACGUUUCCUUUUUUUUCCGCCCUCUUUACAAGUUGGCGGAGCGAUGAUGAUGCUCACAUUGCCAAUGAAUUUCCAGAUACACAUUCUGAGAAAGUUAUGCUGGCAAACAUAUGA